Poecile atricapillus (Black-capped chickadee) is the source of this 1260-nucleotide messenger RNA. RefSeq lists its product as uncharacterized. The transcript is spliced from 5 exons. Lineage: Eukaryota; Metazoa; Chordata; Aves; Passeriformes; Paridae. Bases 550 to 1185 code for a protein of 211 amino acids. The record is from RefSeq and is a predicted model, not a curated record.
AAAAAAAAUUAAUUUCUGUUCUACAACGCAGACCAAAUAUUUAGCACAUGGAACGGAGUGAAAAAAAUCCUGCAUGAGGAAUUCAGUUUGAUUUUUUUUCUAUUAAUUGAAUUUGUAAAGGCUCUUUUCUGUAGUACAAGAACAGUUACUCCUAAAAGAACCUUUUAGUGAUGAUUUCACUGCACAGGUGGUUCUGGAGUGCAAAGAGCUGCGUUGGCACCACAGAUGUUCAGGAACUGCAGUGCUCAGUAACAGCCCCAAUAUUUUGCUGUCUGAACCCAGCACUGCCCUCACACUCCAAAGCACCCCCCACACUUCAGCCCACAUCCCAAUGAAUGUUUUUUUUCUCUUCUUUUAAUGUUCUUUCUCAUUUUUACCUCCCCUAGGUUGUGCUGUGCCAAAGCACACCCAGCUGGGCACGGCUGGGGCUGAAACCCUCCCAUCUCCUGGCUGAGCCUUUUGGGCUGCCCUGUUCCCAUCCCUCUCCUUCCCCUUUUCCUCCUCCCUUGUUUUGCAGAACAGGAGGAAUUUCCCUUGCUCAGGAGGACAAUGGGAACCCAUCACUGCAGGGAUGGCACUCGAGGAGCUGCCCCAGGGACACCUGGCUCUGCUUGGGAAUUUCAGUUUAUUUCAACACAGGAGGAUGGAACCCUGUUCAUUUCAGUUGUGCAAAGAUUAAUUAAUAACUCCAUUUGCAUGGUGAGCUCACUGAUUACAGAGAAGCUGCUCUGGUGCAGGAGGGUUGGUGUGCUGGCAGUGCGGUGGGAAGGCUCCUGUCCACUCGCGUGCUGCUGCUGCUUAUUGAAGACGAGAGCUCUCUCCCUGCUUGGGCCGCUUCUCACCAUUCCUAAAGAAAAGCUUUUCCACAAAUCCAGCAUCUCCCUGCGACGCGGAAAGAAGCUCAGUGUGAACCAAAUGCGGGCGUUUUCUGUCCCCAUCCCUCCCUCCCCCCGACACCUCAUUCCUCUUCACUAUCGAAACAAAAUACAGAGAAACCGAUUUCCGAAGCGAAAGCGCAGAAGGAUAAAGGUGUUUUACUACAGACCUCUCAGUCUGGCGCUGAUCAAAAAGCCCAACUCAUCUUCGGAAAGAAAAAGACUGGCAAACGCCACGGGUUUGGCUGUGAUGCUUAAUUUCGGCGGAGACCGAAAACAAACCUUGUCUGCGAGUAAACACCGUGUGUGAUCAGCGGAGAGAGGAAAAAAAAAAAAAAAAAAAAAAAGAAAUAAUAAUAUUGCCGAGGCGGCGGCGGGCGGGGAC